Messenger RNA from Laetiporus sulphureus 93-53, 1617 nucleotides. RefSeq lists its product as uncharacterized. The record is from RefSeq and is a predicted model, not a curated record. The coding region runs from base 118 to 1365 and encodes 415 amino acids. Lineage: Eukaryota; Fungi; Basidiomycota; Agaricomycetes; Polyporales; Laetiporaceae. The transcript has 5 exons.
UCCUAGUAGUACUCGUUGUCGCGUCAAGAAAGUGAACGACCGAAUACACUUUCCUUCUUUGGAUGCACACUUUGGGCGCUUCAUCUCAUCUUCGCGCCACAGUCACCGCUUGCACUCAUGCACAAAUGUCGCGAACUUAGUAGACUUCCCAAAGCUUCCAAGCUCAGGUCAUUGAACUUCAGGCGCACUACUCCUGGUACAUACAAACCGUUGCUGUUCGGGGACUACUGCAACCUCACUGGCCCGGUCGAUCCCACCCAUCCCGCUGCGAAAACCCCGCAGAAGCUUCUUUGCCAUUUGUUUCCGACUGCGAAAGCGAAGGGAUUUGCUUUACGCGCGGUCCCCAAGGCGUUGCUUUGGAAGGUAACCAUCCCAUGGCCUGACCCACCGUAUAGUCCGGCGCCAGCCCGUGGCCCUGGAUCACCCAGGCUGAAUGUAUCGUUUGUGCGAUUGAUGAGCAAGUCGUUGGCAAAAUCCUCUGUCGUACGAUCAAAGGUCGGCUUGAAGAUGAAGACGGCCAUUUCAUUGAUCGUGACGCGUGGAGCAGACGUCGAAACGGACGAGAAAGGGAGGAAGAAGAUAGUGUUCAAAGAGGGAGACAUUGGAGACAAGUGGAUCUUGUCGGAAUGGACAUAUAUCCAUAGCCCGACCCUCGAGGUCUAUCGCAUGCCAUACUAUGAUCUGAUUCCUGCGCUACGCAAAACGCUCAAGGCUGUCAAGUUUCAAGCGGAAAUUCUGGAGCGAACUGUGUGGGCUGGUCGCAAAAAGAAGCCGAGGAGAGAGGCCAGGCUGUCGCCGACAUUCGUCUCGCAAGGACGGAAGCCCGAUUUGUCUGGACUAUCUGAAUUCUUACCAUCGAAAGCAGCUGCUACAAGAAAACGUCGCAACGACAAGAGCAACAGUCAGCGGCUGCCAUCGCCGACAUCCGUCUCGCAAGGACGAAAGUCAAAUUUAUUCGGACUAUCUGAAUCUGUAUUAUCAAAGGCAACUGCUAUCACAAAACGUGGCAAUGGCCAGAGCAACAGUCAACGGCCACCAUCGCCGAUGAUAUCAGGGAGCGAGUCUAGUCCGUCUGUGCGCAAACACGAAUCGGCAAUGCCUCGCAUCUUCUUCCCAUCACAAUUCAACUACGGUCCCGAGGCACCCAAUCCCCUUGCUCGGUCAGCAUCGCGUUCAGAGGAGCAGUCAAGAAAUCGGGAAACCACCUCCUCACUCUCUCACCCUAGCUUACCGUCGACAAGCGCGGAGCCAGCGGAAGGCGAGAAUCGGGAGUAUUCACUGGCGAGCACCCGGGCGAAGUUGUUCAGCAAGAAGCCGGUGAUUGCGCCUGCUGUGCGACCAAUCAAAAGGGUUCCGAAGAAAUGAAGACUGCGCUUGGUGUGGGAGUCAGCCAUGUGUGCGAAUGCUUUGUUCGGUAAUGCUAUGUUUGUGGUCUUUUCGAGGCUAAUGGUCGACUUGAUGGGUGUGUGGUUCUUUGCAAUUGCAUCGCCCCGCUUAAGACUGUACACGCGGUUCGAUCUUCAAUGCAAAAUUCAAUGCGAUGGCCAACUUGCCUGAGCGCGUUUGCAUCUUAUGGCAGAAUCUCCGUAACACGCACCACACAUUGACGAUCAAAGC